Cooperia oncophora is the source of this 342-nucleotide messenger RNA. The record is from the annotation of a GenBank genome assembly. NCBI's taxonomy places the organism in Eukaryota, Metazoa, Nematoda, Chromadorea, Rhabditida, Trichostrongylidae.
AUGAAGAGCCAGCUCCGCCAGAACCAGCAAGAUGAACUUGAUGCUCUUAUUAGCUGUAUUGGAGAAGAGUUCGUUUCUGUCAAGGACGACGAACAAAACCUACAAGGCAUCAUCUCGGUAGCCUUGGAUCCAUGUUCGAAGACGGUUUUGAUUUCUGCCGCUGAUGGAACAGCCUAUCGACAAUUCGAGACGGUGCAGCUUCCACCGGUAGACCUUCUCUAUGAACUACCCAUAAGUUAUCCUCACACGAAGGCGGCGAUCAUUGACGUCGAAUGUAUUUGGAUGCCGACCUCUAUGGUUCGUUUUGAAUUCAAUGCAUUUUUCUUUACUAUCCAUCUUUGA